This is a messenger RNA of Oncorhynchus nerka (sockeye salmon), 5472 nucleotides long. RefSeq names its product interleukin-1 receptor accessory protein-like 1-A. Bases 1898 to 4528 code for a protein of 876 amino acids. Gene Ontology annotation, molecular function: interleukin-18 receptor activity. Gene Ontology annotation, biological process: interleukin-18-mediated signaling pathway. Lineage: Eukaryota; Metazoa; Chordata; Actinopteri; Salmoniformes; Salmonidae. The transcript has 10 exons. The record is from RefSeq and is a predicted model, not a curated record.
CUCGGCCAAUGAGCCAACAUUACAUCAUGUUCUAUGAGGAAAUAGCAAGAAGUGUAUUUGAGAUAUAAGUUUGAGGUGUUUUUUUUGUGUGUUUUGUUUUCUCAAAUGUAUGCAUUGGCCACAAACAUGAGUAUAGGACAUUACUUGAGUUAAUGGAAUAUGAACUUCUAAAAGUGAGAUUUUCACUGGACAGCUACUUUAAGACCCAUUGACUCUGCUUGUCUAGUAGACAGAAGAAUUGUCUUUCUCGCCCUACCUGUUUCUCUACCUGUUUCUCUCUGUUACCAGUCGGGGGUCAGAUUCAAGGAAAGACCACCCACAGCAGCAGGUCACACCUCAGUGUAGUUAUGUGCGCUCCCAACAAAACAUGAGACAGAAAUGACAUUGAGAAGAAAUGCAUGAAUUCCUUUGGCCCUGGUAUUUCACAGGGCUGUGUGUAGGAGUCUGCUAUGGUAAUAAUCACAAUAGAAUCACCAAGUACAUUGACAUGAACCAGGAAGUUGACCUGGUGAACAACAGUAAACAGAAUGUCCAGACAGGAUAUGUAGAUGAAGAAGUGGCUCAUAAUCCACAUAGUAUGAGUAGAUGGGAUUGUGACAUGUGUUGAUGAAGAAUUGGCUCAUAAUCCACAUAGUAUGAGUAGAUGGGAUUGUGACAUGUGUUGAUGAAGUCCUUUAUGACUGAUUGCAUUUGUCUUGUUUUGUGUUAAUGUACGUGGUGUUUUAGUUCUGUUUUAUCGAGACAGUAUUAAUUAUUAAGCCUUUAUUUGGGCAUUUAAGCCUGGACAUACAAUGUACUUAGGGUCUAUGGAACCUGGUCAAAAGUAAUGGACUAUAUGGGACACAGCCUCACUGAUUCUGUCAAAAGUAAUGGACUAUAUGGGACACAGCCUCACUGAUUCUGUCAAAAGUAAUGGACUAUAUGGGACACAGCCUCACUGAUUCUGUCAAAAGUAAUGGACUAUAUGGGACACAGCCUCACUGAUUCUGUCAAAAGUAAUGGACUAUAUGGGACACAGCCUCACUGAUUCUGUCAAAAGUAAUGGACUAUAUGGGACACAGCCUCACUGAUUCUGUCAAAAGUAAUGGACUAUAUGGGACAGCCUCACUGAUUCUGUCAAAAGUAAUGGACUAUAUGGGACACAGCCUCACUGAUUCUGUCAAAAGUAAUGGACUAUAUGGGACACAGCCUCACUGAUUCUGUCAAAAGAUGUCAAACCAAGUUUUGAGAGGCUGUGCCAAAGCCUGUAUCACCCUACUCUGUUUGCAAUGUAUUGGUCUAUAGACUCACGACUGUUCAGUGUUACUAAUGUAUUGGUCUAUAGACUCACGACUGUUCAGUGUUACUAAUGUAUUGAAACUGUGCUUCAAUAAAUGUUUUCGACUUGUAACACAGCUGCCUUCUCUUACAUCACAGAUCAGCCUUGCACACUUACACAUUUCACACUCCGUCUACCCACACCCACAGAUGCACAGAAUCCCAAAGAUGGUGUGAAACUUCUAAAGAAGUAGAGCUCUGCAUCUAACCAGGAAAUGGACGUUGACACAGGAAACUGGUGGUCAUGUUUUCACAUGGUGCAUCUCUGAGGGAAGCCAGUAUCAGAUAUGAUUGGUUUCCAACCGUCUAAGAGGCAAGCUGCACAGACUAGUGGCUAAAGGAGAACAGAGAAGUGGAACGCAGGGAAACUAGUUCAGAUGAGUCCCUUUUCAUUUACUAGGAAAGGAAGGGACUGACAGCUAUAUGUCUGGUUUUAGAGUGGCGGAAGAGAUUCUGUUUCCAGGAAACCCAGAUCCUUUGUGACAGUUAUGACACGCAGUGGUGGGUUUGAUAUUGGAAUGAAGGAAGUGGUGGGUUUGAUAUUGGAAUGAAGGAAGUGGUGGGUUUGAUAUUGGAAUGAAUGCAGUGGUACGGAGUGAUGCACCCUGGACCGUCACUGGCUUUAGCAAUCAUCGCAUGUUUUCUGCAGAUAUACUUCUGUGAAAGUCGCUGGGACAAGGAAGAAGGUUUGAAGCCAGGCUCCGAGACGUACGGCUACAAAGCUUUCUCUGGGGAGGGGUUUGUCAUGCAAUGUACCAAACCACAGUCCGCCGGUCUCUGUGAGCGCCUCUACAACAUCACAGGCAGCUCUGAGGAAGCUGAUUGGUCGAAGGCCAAGGGGGAAACCAACAGAGACAGAGAUGACGGGGCCGUGACAGGACGGGGGAACGCGCUCUGGUUCUCUACCGUUACUGCAAAGGACUCUGGGAAGUACACAUGCCACACAGGUGGUAUGGUGAUCCACGUCUAUGUGGAGGUGCUGGAGAGGGCCAGCCUGGGGUGCAGGGACACAGAGGAGAACAGAGUCACUCUGGUUCUGGGCAAAGGUGGCAGGAUCCCAUGCCCUGGGAUCAAAUGUCGGACACAGAGGUCAGAGGUCACAUGGUACAAGGAUGCCAGGCCUGUGUGUGAGAUACAGGAUAAGAGGACUAUCUCUGUGGUAGACCGGGAUACUCUUCUGCUGGGGACUGUCUAUGUGAGUGAUGCUGCAGUGUAUUUCUGUGACUACACCUACGAAGACAACGGGAUCCCCUGGACAGUCAGGAGAUCUGUUAACGUCUCGGUCAUACCCGCUGACACCAAAGACCCUCCACAGAUUACUUAUCCCCAUGGCAACGAGGAGGGCGUGGAGCUGGGGGAGCCUCAUAAUCUGAGCUGUCAGGUGCAUUUUGGGUUCCAGAGGACCUUUGACCCAGUGGUCCAGUGGUGGAUCAGUUCCCAUAGUAACCAUGAAGGCAUGAUGAAACUGAUGGAGAUGGAAGCACAGCAGGUGUGGGAAAGGAGUAUUGAAGAGUUGGAGUUCACGGUCACCAGGACAGCUCAAAUCCCGGAGGUGACCCAGCUACACCUGGACUCCACCUUCACCUGUCUGGCCCAGAACUCUGUAGGCAACAGCAGCGCCACCAUCAGGCUUACAAGGAAAUCUGCAGUUUCCCGUGUGCUGGUGAUAGUGUGUCCGGUGGUGUCUCUGCUGUUUGUAGCUGGGAUGGGCAUUACAGUGCACGUCUACUGGCUAGAGAUCUCUAUUCUCUACAGAAUCUACCUCCCAUACAAACAGACCACCACAGACAACAAGGAAUAUGAUGCCUUUGUGUCCUACGUGCCCAGCUCUUCCUCUGAGGAGGCGGGGGGACGAGGAAGAGGAGGAAGAGAGGAGGCGCUGGAGGUGCUCCUGCCCAGGGUUCUGGAGGGGCAGUGGGGCUACCACCUCUUUCUGCUAGAGAGAGACCUGCUGCCGGGCGGAGCGUAUACAGAGGAUGUGGUGUGUGCGAUCCGCAGCAGCAGGCGACUGGUGUGUGUCCUGAGUCCUGACUACCUGGCCAGUACCUGUCUGUUUGAACUGGAGACAGGCAUCAGAGCCUUACAACAAGACCCACACUUCAGACUCAUCCUCAUCUGGACCAGCCCCAACCACAACCCCAGUCCUAGCCCCACCAUCCCCAACCCCAGUCCUAGCCCCACCAUCCCCAACCCCAGUCCUAGCCCCACCAUCCCCAGCCCCAACCCCACCAUCCCCAACCCCAGUCCUAGCCCCACCAUCCCCAGCCCCAGUCCUAGCCCCACCAUCCCCAGCCCCAGUCCUAGCCCCACCAUCCCCAACACCAGUCCUAGCCCCACCAUCCCCAACCCCAGUCCUAGCCCCACCAUCCCCAGCCCCAACCCCACCAUCCCCAACCCCAGUCCUAGCCCCACCAUCCCCAGCCCCAGUCCUAGCCCCACCAUCCCCAGCCCCAGUCCUAGCCCCACCAUCCCCAACACCAGUCCUAGCCCCACCAUCCCCAACCCCAGUCCUAGCCCCACCAUCCCCAACCCCAGUCCUAGCCCCACCAUCCCCAACCCCAGUCUUAGCCCCACCAUCCCCAACCCCAGCCCUACCAUCCCCAACCCCAGUCCUAGCCCCACCAUCCCCAACCCCAGUCCUAGCCCCACCAUCCCCAACCCCAGUCCUAGCCCCACCAUCCCCAACCCCAGUCCUAGCCCCACCAUCCCCAGCCCCAGUCCUAGCCCCACCAUCCCCAACACCAGUCCUAGCCCCACCAUCCCCAGCCCCAGUCCUAGCCCCACCAUCCCCAGCCCCAGUCCUAGCCCCACCAUCCCCAACCCCAGUCCUAGCCCCACCAUCCCCAACACCAGUCCUAGCCCCACCAUCCCCAACCCCAGUCCUAGCCCCACCAUCCCCAGCCCCAGUCCUAGCCCCAGCACCACCAGCCCAACCAGCAGCAGGCCUCUAUCUCUACCCCUGUCUCACACCCUGGGCAUGGUGACUCCAGCCUCACCGAUGCCCCCACUAGUUCGGAGGGCCAUCAGAGUCCUGCCUGCUCUGCACUGGACCCCCCAGGACCAGGGAAGGAUGAUAACUAGCUCCAACUCUGGAUCACGGUUCUGGAGAUCCCUCCACAAGGCCAUGCCAGCCCAGAGUGGGACUGGGACAGACACACAGACACUGUUAGACAGACACACAGACACCCAGGACAGAGGGACUGUUUUGUAGUCGUUAGGGCGGUUCUCCAGUAACUUGACACCUUGUAUAUAUAUUUUUUGGGGUUGAGGGACCUGUGGUUUCAUGGUUGUUGCUUCUAAGAAUGUGUCGUUACCUCCUGGAACCUGGUAACGUAGUGGUUACCAGUCAAAGCAGUGGUUCCUGGUAAAUAGCAGUCAAAGCAGUGGUUCCUGGUAAAUAGCAGUCAAUGCAGAUCCUGGGUGUAUUCUUUUUUCAGUAAUUGGUCUUUUAAACCAACCAGGUCAGGUUUUUUCUCCAAUAACUGUGCUAAAGAUCAGAGUCCUUAAAGCACACCGUAGCAUAAGGUUUUGGACCAUAGCAAAACCUUUUGGCAAACGGAAAAUGUUUUGCAACGAAAACUACUUUCUAUUGGACAAAUUCAGGUUCUGUCCCCGUUUCUCUUGCUUCUGUUGAGUUCUGUUUGUUUCCUAGUUAAUACACCCCAGAAGAGGUAGAGUAUUUAUUUAUAUUACAAACGAACUACAGUACAGAGAAGGACCUGACAUACUUGCAUAAGCUACAGUUAAAGACAGCUGUUGACAGCAGAAUAAUUAGUUUCCUUAUGUGAAGGAAAAAAUGCUUACGUCUUUCCAUUUUGAAAGAAUAUAAUGGCACAGAUCGAACAAUAAGAGCGAUAUUUCACCGGGUGUAUAAAUGUGAAGCAUUUAUUAGCAGUUCUGCCCACCACGGCUCAUUCAUUCCCCUUUUGAAACGACAGGGUGUGCUCUAUCUUGGUUUAGUUAUAACAAUCUUUGAUAAUUACUGUCCUCCGCUCCUCUUCUUAUACCCAGUAACAUCAUCAAGAUUGUCAUUGAGGCUUUACAUUAUUUAUGCAUUUGAAGAAUGUAUAUGAUACACUGGUAUGUGAAUUGUGGUUCAAUUGCUUUUUUUUGUUGUUGCAUAAAUAUCAUUAAAAAAUACAUUUCAUUUUGGAA